GAGAGAGAGAGAGAGAGAGAAGGAAGAAAACUGUUGAGCCGAAAAUGGAAAGAAGAGGAAAGGAACAAAACCAUGGGCAAAUCCUCUGGCGACCGCAAAACCAAAACCGGCUGCUCCCUCCGCCACCAUCUCCUCCUUCUUCUGUAUAUUACUUUCCUUCCUCCGCUGACCACCUCCUUCUUAUCCAUCCCCACUCCUUAUCUCAAAACCCUGCACUGCUUCCGACACCGCCGCCUUCGUUUGAUCUCCAUAUCUUGAACCUAUUCAUCGUCUCCGGGUAGCUAGCUGUUUCCUCUUCUGGGAUAACUGAGUGAAAAAGGCUUGCUUUUCAACAAAAGCAGUCCUCUGCGGCAUUUCGUCGAACACCCUGUUCCGCUCAUCAUUUCUCCAGCUGGGAGGGAUGGCAUCUACAGGAAUGCUACAGGGUCUAGAAUUUCCGCUCCACCCGCAACAACCAAACCCUCAAAACAAUCCCCAGCCAAACUUACAGCAGCAUAGCUCACACCACCACCACCACCACCAUCCUCAAAUUGUGGCUUCUGCUUUUACCGCUCCCCACCAACUCCAACCAGUCAAACAAAACAACCCAUACCCACCUCCUCAAUUCACCACCUCAAAGCCCAAAUCCCCGCUAACCGACGACGAGGAUGCAGGCGGAGAAGACCCUCUCUCUGGUGGGGAUCCCAAGCGAAAGAUGUCACCUUGGCACAGAAUGAAGUGGACUGACAGCAUGGUAAGGCUUCUAAUCAUGGCCGUGUACUAUAUAGGCGAUGAAGUUGGUUCAGAACCCAGCGAACCAGCCCCAACAACAUCGAAGAAGAAGGCAGGAGGAGCCCAAGGAGGGUUGUCUCAGAAGAAAGGGAAAUGGAAGUCUGUCUCAAGAGCCAUGAUGGAGAAGGGCUACUAUGUAUCGCCACAGCAAUGCGAGGACAAAUUCAACGACUUGAACAAGAGGUACAAAAGGGUCAAUGAUAUCCUCGGCAGAGGAACAGCUUGCAAGGUUGUGGAGAAUCAGUCUUUACUCGAGACAAUGGAUUUGUCUCCCAAGAUGAAAGAUGAAGUGAAGAAAUUGCUCAGCUCCAAGCACUUGUUCUUCAGGGAAAUGUGUGCUUACCACAACAGCCCUCAAUUGCAGCAGCAGCAGCAGCAGAAGUGCGCCCAUUCUGAGAACAGUGGCCACGGGCCAGCACCCAAUUCCCAUGAAGAUGAUGACGAGGAUAGUGAUGAUGAUGAUGAUGAUGACGACGACGAAUACAAUGAGGAAGAAGAAUUCGAGCAUAGCAGCCAUGGACAUGGUCAAGAAGAAGGAGAUGACGAGGUUCGUGAUCAAGAGCUGCGGCAUAAAAAGGCAAAAAGGAAGGGGGAGGAGAUGAUGAUGACGACCUCGGCUUCAAUGAGGGAAUUCGGUGGGGAAUUGGCAAGCGUGGUGCAGGACGGAGGGAGGAGUGCGUGGGAGAAGCUGCAGUGGACGAAGGCGAGGAUGGUGGAGCUGGAAGAGCAGAGAAUUGGGUAUCAGGCGCAGGCAUUAGAGAUAGAGAAGCAGAAGCUGAAGUGGGUUAAGUUUGCUGGGAAGAAAGAGAGGGAGAUGGAGAGGGUUAAAAUAGAGAACGAGAGGAAGAAGAUUGAGAAUGAGAGGAUGGUUUUGCUUAUAAGAAGGAAAGAGCUUGAAUUGCUUGAUGUUCAACACCAACAGCAACAUCAGCAGCAAGUUUGUUCGAGCAGGAGGAGCGAUCCCUCCUCGUUUGCUGGGUGA
Messenger RNA from Linum tenue, 1753 nucleotides. NCBI's taxonomy places the organism in Eukaryota, Viridiplantae, Streptophyta, Magnoliopsida, Malpighiales, Linaceae. The record is from the annotation of a GenBank genome assembly.